Molecule: messenger RNA, 5793 nt
Organism: Schistosoma margrebowiei
Lineage: Eukaryota; Metazoa; Platyhelminthes; Trematoda; Strigeidida; Schistosomatidae
Source: the annotation of a GenBank genome assembly
AUGUCUGAUCAACAAAGUCAUAUCCGCGACUUGGUUGAAAAGAAAUUCAGCGCAUUCUGUGCCAAACAAGGUGUUAGAUGCUGCUUCGAAAUUUCAAAUGAGAUGGUACUUAUUACAAAUUGGAUAGAUGCGUUGUUGUAUCUGUGUUCUAAACUUCCUGACAGAAAGCUGCAGUUGGCUUUUUUGGAUUUCUGUAUACAAAAGGCUACAUUGUUGGAUGAAAAAGUCAUAGAUCAGAUUAUCAAAUACCUUUUAAGAAUUUUCAAAGACACGACGGAAAACAGUUGUGUUCAAGGCAAACAAUGCGAUUCCGUUUUAAGUAACUGUGCAAAACUUAUGGUUUAUUGUUUAACGCAUUCACAUGCGCCAUCUAAUUCAUAUAUAUUUUUCAUGGAAGCCAUCGACCAGAUCAAAUCAAUAAUUUGUGGUCCCAGUAAUGUUGAGUGUCUUAUAAGCUAUGCAAUCUUAUUCAUAAAUAUUGUUAAAUUGGAAAGAAAAAACUAUUUGACUGAAAUAUUGGCUGUGCUUCAUCAAUCCGAGAAUUCACCUUCGUCAGAUAUCACAGGGAAUCUGUCUUUUUUAUUCCAAUUAUUUCAUUGUAGUAAUUCGCGAGCUCAAUUAGCAAUUCUACUAGCACUGGUUGGGAUCCUAUCUACAACUGAUUGGUUUUGUAAUUACGAGAAUUAUGGAAACAUAAGUUUGUAUGUUUUGUCUAUGGCUGGAUUUUCUGUUGAUCCAAAUGAUCAUUUGCUAAGAAAGUUUGAUCGGAAUGAUUCAGUUACUAAUUUACUUCAAUCGAAAAUAGUUUACAAUUGGUCCAAAAAGAAUUUAUUAAAUCACUGUGAGAAUGAUGUAGAAAAAAAUAUCGAACAAUUUAAUGUAUUCACGAGUCCACUUCUAACAUAUUGUAUAGACAUGAGAAGCAGUUACAUAGACGCUAUUCGACAUUCCGCUUUAGAUACAAUUGAGAAUAUCAUAUUUUUUCAUUUGAAGUAUUGUGACGAAUGUCGCCAAUCAAGAAUAUCUGAUAACAAGUUAAAAAUGUCUUGUGGUUAUUUGAAUGAAAUUUUAAAUCAGUUAGUGAGUGAUUCAUGUUACAGUCGCGGAACAAUUGCUAUGUUAACUCGAUUCAUCCGCUGUAUGUCUAGGACGCGUGUGUAUAGGACAAUCAAUUUAUUGAACUCUUUGGAUUAUGUUUUUCAGCCAUUUGUUAAUGACACUAAUUUAGAAAUUUGUGGAAGAAUUGUUUCAGGAUUGAUGAAGAUUGCCGAUGAUCCUAACUUGGCGUCAGAAAUUUCGGAAUUGUAUGCAUUAAUUACGCAAAACUUGUACACUGAGAAUGAUCCACUAAUUUAUGUAUGGUUAUCUGGUUUAGUCGAUACCUUUAUUCGUAACUCUAACGAACCAUUUCAUUCUACAGUUAUUCAGAAUAUUCUACCUAGUUUAGUAAAAAGCAAUCCUAAAUUGUUGGAAUUACUGGUAAAACGUUGCAACAGUGACUCAGUAAAAAUGAAUACUGACUUGCCUACGUUCCUACUAACUUGUUAUAAUCUUUUAUCAUUUAAUGGAAUGAAAACUGACUGUUGUGAAUACUUGUCGUUAAAUUUCUUAUCAUCAUGUCUUCGCUCAUAUGAUAACCAGUUACGUCUUACAGCUUUAAAUGUUUUAGUAAGUUUAAUUAUAAAAUCCAAACAAAAAAUGAUCUUAUCAAACGAAAAAUUGGAAAUGUUUCUUAAUUAUCUCAGACACGAUUUGUGGCCAAAUUCAAAGCGUAUACACGGCCAAAUUGUCAGUGCAAUUAAAGAUAUUUUAUUGCAUACACUUCCAAUUAUGAAACGUGAAACAAACGAUACCAAUUUAAAUAAUCUUAAAUCGUUUCAUGUUGAAAUGGUUCAUAUCUUGAUGACAUGUAUUUACCCUGGAUCACCAGCAUCUCGUCUAUCAUUAGGCUUAGCUGGAUUAUACACAGUUGUUGAAUGCUUUCAUUCUGUUUUUUAUACCGAUGGUUAUUCAGAGUUCACGGCACAAAUUAUGAGUUGUUUAAUUAAAGCAUCUCAAAAUGUAUAUACAAUACCUUCAUUUACCGAUGAAAAUUUUAAACCAAUCGAUCACUCAACGUCACAGCUGCUUUUUCUCUUUUUGAUUGGCUUAUGCAGUCGAUUUGAUGUUGACCGAGAUUAUACCGUGAAAAUACUGUUGAGAUUGGAUGUUUUAAAACAACUUAAUCCUAAUUAUAUCAAUAAAUUAUGGACUGAUACACUAGAAAUCUAUGCUCAAAGUUCCAAACCGGAUGUCAGUUCUAUUGCUGGCGAUAUAUUACGUUUUCUUAUAUAUGAUGAGAAACUUAUACAAGCAAUUGAUUGUCUACUCAACCAACUUCAAGAACAAAUUAUAAUUUGUGAAAAAUUACCAGUAAUUGGUUUAAUGUCUGUGGCAACUUAUAAACCAUUUUAUGCUAUACUUAGUACAGUCCGUUCUAUUAUUGGUGUCACCUCAUCAUCACCAUUGAAUAAGAAAAAUAAAAAGCCUACCGAUGCUCAAACUUGGAGUAGCACAUCAAUUAAGGCAGAAUCCUUGUUCAAACAAAUUAAUGGAGUAAAUGUUAUCGAGCGUAUAAUUUCACUAGGUCUUCGUAUAUCUGAAAUUGUGCUACCAGUUGUUGGACAUGAAUCACCUGAAGGUGUCUUGUUAACUUCACAACAAGACGUAAUCAUUGAUGAUAUUAAAACUGCAGAUGAAGAAGCUUCUCAAUUGUAUAAAUUUUAUGAAAAAACACGAAAUCAUCCAGAAUAUUUAAUUUUAUGUUGUUGGCGUUCUGUUCGUGAAUUAUCUUUACUUAUGGGUAUAUCACUUGUCUCAUACGGUUUGAAUAAAUUCGAUAGUGAUCAAACAAAACCAAAAGAGAUUUUUUCUAUUGCCCGAUUUUUCUGUACUCAGUUACUUUGUUGCCGCCAUCGUGGGGCAUUUGAACUGUGUGCAACUGGAUUUGCAAACUUUUGUACUGCGCUUGUAAAUCAUCCAGCUUAUUUUACAAUUCCUAUUCAUUGGCUUAACGCAGUCACUGGUCAAACUUUGUCAUUAAAUGAAAAGUCGACAAACGAUUGUUCGACUGUAGUAGAAAAUAUUGAUUUUUCACUAGAAUCAUGUAUGGGAAAACAUAAUACAAUGGAAUGUAUCACUCGUCGUGGUGCCGGUUACCCUUUAUUUGUUCAGGCUAUUUUAACUGCAUAUUUAACCCGUCAAACUAAUGUAUCAACAACAACACUUACAAAUACAGUCUGCUGUUUACUCAAAUCAGUUAAAACGUUUCUUUGUAACAACAAUCUUCAACAGUCCAACAACCUUAUACGAAAUGCUUCCAUACUUUUUUAUAGUACACUAGUUCAACGUAUUUUUGGUGUAAAUCGAUCAAAUGCAGUUAAAAGUCGAAAAAAUUGCUUAGCAACAUCAACAUUUUUCAAACGUUAUCCGAAAUUUGAACACUACUUGGUUGAAACACUUACAUCGUACUCAAAGAAUACAAACAUUCCACAUUCAAGUUCUUUCAAAUUGUACAGUUUACUUCAUUUGAUGACACACCUACUACCAUCCCUACAAGUUACUGGGAUUGAUAAGACGUUAUAUAAACUACUUAUUAGGUGUGGUUUCAGUGAUGACAUACGUAUACGUAAAGUUGCUUCAUUAGCUUUAACCUCAAUUAUACAUCCAUGUGUUAUCAUGACUACAUUAAACCAUUUAUUCGAUUUAAUGGAACUAUUUCAUGAAUCAAUACCAGUUAAAAGAUGGUGCAAUAUUCGAUUGAAUAUAUUACAUGGUCUACUUUUACAGAUAUAUGCAUUGAUAUAUUCUAAUAUGGAUAUUCAUGAUAGUACACCAUCAGUUUACACUGUUUCAACUAUAUCGUAUCUUUCAAAAUCGAAUUAUUUAACAAUUAUAAAUCGUUUAAAGUCAUCAUUCUCUUGGUUAAAUGAUUCAGCAUAUGUUACAUGUACAAUUAUUAAACAAUUAUAUAUGAAAAUAUUAAAUUGUCAUUAUAAUCAACCUAUACAGAUUGAAACUAAUGUAUAUGGUCUUGAAUAUGAUUGUUUGAUAACACAUAUUUAUGUUCUGAUUGAUUGUACAUUGAACAAUUCAGAAAAUUCUGCUCUUUCUCCUACUACAUUUUAUUUAGAUUUAAUAAAAUGGACUAAAUCUAUGAAUUCAAUGAAUCUUCUUGCAGUUGCACUUCGUCGAAUUUGUUCAUAUUUACACUCAACACUUGCUCAUCCCACAUUGAAUGAUAACAAUUUCGAUAUAGAAGAUAUUAAUGAAAUUAUUGAUGCCAGUGAACACUUGAAUUCGUCAAUAUUCAAUAAAUUAAAAACAUUGUUUCCAUUUCAAACUUUAUUUCAAAAUUUUAUUCGUCUAUAUUUUCGGUUAGAUGAAAAUAUUCCACAUAAUAAUAAUCAUAAAGAUGACGAAGUGUAUCGAUAUGCAUUUGCUUUAUUAACUAUAGAAUUGCAACAACAUCAAAGUAAUCAUGAUUCCACGGAUAUCUCAAAGAAAUUAAUUCUGGCAGCUUUUCGUUGGAGUUGUAAACAAAUGAAAUUUCUAUUUAAAAAAAUGAAAUGCUUAAAUUCACCACCAAUCUACUUAGCAGCAUUUAUACGUUUUCAUACUAAAUUGAUCACAGUUAUAUAUAAUAAGGAGAGUGACGUUCCAUUAAUUAUGUUUCAAUUCUGUAAUUUGGGCAAUGUUUGUUUCAGUAUAUUGCAACACUCACAUACUACUACUACUACUACACAUGUUUGUUUAGAAGUAAAAUAUGCUGUUUUGCAUUCGAUUUUUGUAUUAAGAAUUUUUGUUAAUUGGUUAUCAUUUUCGUCGGAGGAAGACAUAAAGAAAGUUUUUCUUCGAUCAUUCGAUAUUCUAAUCGAGAAUAUUAAUGAUUUGGAAAGUUCUAAACUACAAAAAUUGACAUGUAAGACCGUUCAGAAUAUCUUGAUGUUCAGUGAUCCAGAAUUUCAAUUUGUGUUUGUCCACUAGAUAUAAUUCAGUACAAUUUUGGAUAAUCAUCAAUUGUAAUUUUGCACCAACGAUCUUACUUCACAAUCCUUAAUUCGUGUAUUGUAUGAAGACAGUCAGUUGAAAUCUGUGAACUAAGAUUCAAUCGCCUACUGCCAUCCAUUAUUGAAAUACAUUUUCCGGUUUAAGAUAAUUAUGUACCACAACCUUUUUUUUUAUUAUUAGAAGCUUUAUUCAACAUUAUAUUUUUGGUACAACAUAGAAUUCUCAGCAUAAAGUAUUUCAACAAGUUUCCUUUUCUUAUACCUUGAUCUAUUGUGACGAUAAAUUUUGAAUGAUGACCGGUUAGAUGUUAGGAGUUCGGUAAUCCACAUUUGAUUAAUGUUCGUUCGUUUCAAUGCAUAUUGCCAGCCACCAUGAUGUCGAUGAUUGCACCUUUUUGUAUCACGUAUAGCGAAAGGUUGUAAACUUUUCAUAAACGCGCCUGGAUAGGUUGUGUGCUUAAUGAACAUAAUGAUGAACUAAAACAAACAACAAAACAGAUAACUUGAUGAAAUAUGUAGAUCGGAGGAACAGGUAGCCCAGGUAUUCAAGCAGUCCGUCUGCUAAUCAAUGGGGCUAGUGUACUAUUAUCCAACAGUUCGUCGUUGACUGAGAUGGUUAACAAUAGUGUGAUGCUUGCAUCUCUAUCAUCUACCUUGACAUCCAAUGUUGGUUGACAUAGAACUAGAUUGAAAAACGAGAAGGUUGGAAAAAUUAACAGAUGCCAUCAUUUCAUGAAGUUAUUAG